AUGAAGCCCAUGGCUGUCGACAUCGGCACCGACGAGAACCACAUGAAGGCGGAGGGGCUAUGCUUGGAGGUGCAGCGGCCCUUCGAUAGCCGGAAACACGGUGUGUUCCUCUCCGAGGGUGUCGCGCUGCAUGGGUAUCUCCGCCUCUGCGGGCUGGAGGUGCGAGCAGUGGCCGGGGAGGGCCUGAGAAUGCACGCGGGCGUGCUGACCCGGCGAGGGCAAGAGAUCAGCAAGCCCCCCGCGGUGAAGCCGGUCAUUGCGGAGCCCGGGCCUGGCGUGCUCCCUCAACUCGGUGCGGUCGCGGGCGUGGGCGUGGGCGUGGGCGUGGGCGUGGGCCACGAUGGCCGGGGGCCGGGGCUCCCUCGCGAGCUCCGCGGCAUGCUCCGUCUGGUUCAGCGCGCCGUGCUCCCCGUCGCUGUAGCCUCCGCGGUGCUCCUGCUGGUCCAGCGCGCGGUGCUUCGCGUCGCUGUGGCCGGGUGUGUCUGGGACUCCGAAGUGGCGCCCACAGUCCUGGCCGACCUGCGGAGCCACCCGCCGCCCGUCUUCGCGGAGGCGGCGCCGGAGCUGGCGGCCGCGCAGCGGUGGGAGCCCCCCCGCCCCGCGACGCCGAGUGAGGACCUGCUGCCCCGCGCGGGCGCGCACGUCCUGGCCUCGCCCGUCGCGAGGCCGCCCCUGCCGGCGGAGAGGCGGCAGCCGCAUGCCCCGGCGGCGGGCGCGGCCGCGGGCCGCAGCAGGGGCGGCUCGGACGAGUCGCUGGUGGCGAGCAUGGCAGCCAGAUUGGCGCAGGUGGAGCAGCUCAACAAGCAGCUCUCCGCCAGGGUGGCGAAGCAAGCGCAGGAGCUGGCGGCGGUGCGCGGCGAGCUGGAUCGCGCCCGCGACGCCCCAGGCGCGCGUCCGCAGGAGGUGGGCGCAGCCGCCGCCCCCGGGGACUGCGUGAGCUGCCGGGCCCUCCGGCGCCAAGUGGACGAGCUGUCCGGAAUCGUCGAGGCGUACGGCCUCGUCUGGACGCCCGCCGCAGCUGCCGCGGAGGAGGAGCCGACCUCCGGCGGCGGCGGCGUGCCCACGGCCUCGCCGGCCAGCGGCGGCGGUGCCGCGGGCAGCCCCGCGUCUGCCCGCGGGCGCGGGAUACACCGGCCUGACGGCCACAGGCCGCCCGAGGGCGGCGUGUCGGUCGACAUCGAGGUGCUCAGGAGCCGAGUGGAGGGCCUCAACGCGAGCGUGGAGGACGACCGGCCCAGGGUGGUCGCCGAGGGCGGCGGCGGCGGCGGCCGCGCCCGGCUGGCGGCGGACGCGGCGGGGCCGCUGCCAGUGACAUUCUUCCAGGAGCUGUGUCCUCGGCCGCCCGGCCCCCCGCCGAGCGCGCGCCGAGGUGCUGAGGGACAUCCUUGA
This is a messenger RNA of Prorocentrum cordatum, 1389 nucleotides long. The record is from the annotation of a GenBank genome assembly. NCBI's taxonomy places the organism in Eukaryota, Dinophyceae, Prorocentrales, Prorocentraceae.